Molecule: messenger RNA, 2103 nt
Organism: Pyricularia grisea
Lineage: Eukaryota; Fungi; Ascomycota; Sordariomycetes; Magnaporthales; Pyriculariaceae
Exons: 9
Coding region: 1-2103 (700 amino acids)
Biological process (GO): isoprenoid biosynthetic process
Molecular function (GO): prenyltransferase activity
Source: RefSeq, a predicted model, not a curated record
AUGUUUGUUCAUUCUGAAGCUCUAGAUGCCUCGACUUACGAGACUCAACAGCUAUGUGUCGGUAUCGAGGUGCGAAAGAGCAAGUAUACAUUUCUUGAAGACCGAGGUGCAAUACGCGCGCAACAAGACUGGAACAGGCUUGUCGGCCCGUGCUUCGAAUAUCGCGGAACACUGGGGCCAGAGCACAGUUUUAUAUCUGUUACUGUGCCCGAGUGUCUGCCGGAAAGGCUCGAGGUUAUAUCCUAUGCCAACGAAUUCGCAUUCCUUCAUGAUGAUGUUACGGACAGUGUCAGUUUUGGAAAGGGCGAGGUAGAAAACAAUGACAUGAUGAAUGCGUUUCUCGAGGCAGCCCAUGAUGGAGGCAUUGAUCUAGCAAAGCAAGAGUCAUCAAAUAUGGGCAAAAAGAAAAUGCAGUCUCAGUUGUUUCUGGAGAUGAUGGCCAUCGAUCCGGUAUGUGCCAAGAACACGUUGAAGGCGUGGGCACGCUUCCUAGAAGUAGGGUCCAGCCGGAGACACAACACUCGCUUCUGCAAAAUGGACGAUUACAUCCCGUACCGCAUCAUGGACGUUGGAGAAAUGUUCUGGUAUGGCGUUGUUACCUUUGGUCUCGGUCUCUGCAUCCCAGAGAGCGAGAUGGAUCUCUGCCGCGAGUUGAUGGCCCCAGCCUGGAUCGCCGUUGGCCUGCAGAAUGACCUCUGGUCAUGGCCCAAGGAGAGAGAUGCUGCCGAGAAGCAAGGGCGCGGCCAUGUGAUUAACGCCCUAUGGGUACUCAUGCAGGAGCACAAAACGGAUGUUGAUGGUGCAGAGCAGAUUUGCCGCAGACUGAUCAAGGAGAACGUAGCCAAGUACCUGCAAGUUGUUCGCGCCUCCAAGGACAACGAUUCGCUCUCUAAGGAUCUGCGCAAAUAUAUAAAUGCAAUGCAGUACAGCAUUUCGGGCAACGUUGUCUGGAGCCUUAGCUGCCCAAGGUACAAUCCAGAUAUCUCUUUUAACAAACAGCAGCUGGAGUGGAUGCAUCACGGCGUUCCUGCCUCGGAUGAUUCCCGAGGCCCGGCUUCUUCUGUUGGCUCUCCAGUUUCCGAGCAGUCGGCUGGAUCGAAUCAAAGCCGUAGCACCGCCGGGAAUUUGCUAUUGUUAUCGGACCCGCGAACUCCAGAAACCGAGUACAGUCGGGAUCAUGAACUCCAAAACCCCUUCUGCUUCGAGAGAGAGGUGCUCGAAGCUCCUUUGAAGUACAUUGCAUCACUUCCCUCGAAAGGGGUACGCGAAAAGCUACUCGACGCGCUCCAGAACUGGGCGCGUAGGCCAAUGGAUUUGGUAGCCGAUGUCAAGCAGGUGGUGAACCUGCUGCAUAACGCAUCGCUUUUGAUGGACGAUGUCCAGGACCACUCGCCUUUGAGACGCGGCAAGCCCGCGGCCCAUACCGUGUUCGGAACAGCACAGACUAUAAACUCAUCGAGCUACGCAAUGGUAAAAUCUAUUCACGACAUAGGACGCUUUGCAAGUCCAGAAUGUGCUUGCGCGGUAACAGAGAAAAUCCUGCAAAUGUUUCAAGGACAAGCAAUGGAUCUCUUCUGGACUCAUAACAUCCGCGCACCCACUCUCGAGGAAUACUAUCGUAUGGUUGAAAACAAAACGAGUCAAUUGUUCGUGAUUGCGGCUAUUUUGUUGUUUGACGGCCGGUCCUGCGUAUCGCCGCAAACAAUGGUCACUUUGCAAAAGUUCCUGAUGCUUCUUGGGCGCUAUUUUCAAAUUAGGGACGAUUACAAAAACCUGGCCGGUGACUAUGCAAAAACAAAAGGCUUUUGCGAGGACCUCGACGAGGGAAAAUACUCCAUUAUUCUUAUAUACGCACUGCAGCAAAAGCCCGAGAACCUGCAGCUGGCUAACCUGCUUUCCUACAGGAAAGGCUCAGGAAAGAUGACUUUGGAGCAGAAGGAGUUGGUGCUCGAGAUCCUCCACAAAUCCGGCGCGAUCGAUAACACCAGGCUUGUUUUGGAAAGCUUGCAUAACCAUACCCGGGAUAUUCUGCGGGAGUUGGAGACCAGAUUUGGAUGUUCCAAUCCCGAAAUGGAGGUGAUUCUGGAGCUACUGCGUGUGUGA